Messenger RNA from Zingiber officinale, 3897 nucleotides. RefSeq names its product putative disease resistance protein RGA3. Bases 13 to 3897 code for a protein of 1294 amino acids. The record is from RefSeq and is a predicted model, not a curated record. The transcript has 5 exons. Gene Ontology annotation, biological process: defense response to other organism. Lineage: Eukaryota; Viridiplantae; Streptophyta; Magnoliopsida; Zingiberales; Zingiberaceae. Gene Ontology annotation, molecular function: ADP binding.
UUUGACAUCGGAAUGGAGAUGCAAUCGCCGCAAGAGUCAGCGGCCUCGAUUGCUCUUUUCUAUUCCAAGUCCAUGGUUCGAGGGAGGUUGAAGUUCCUCCAUCUCAAAGACGUGCAUGCCUCGACAAGUUCGUUUCGCUCGCUUCCUCCAUUUUCUCUUAAAGCUGGAACUUUGUCUGCCUGCAACACCCGUGCCUUCGUCAACGCCACUGACUCCUCAUCUGGUCUCCGGAUUCUUUUUGGUGCGAGAACUUUAGGUGCGAAAUUUGGAGAGUCACUGGAAGAUCAGAUCAUGGCCAUGAUUUUAACUGCUUUCAUUCCUCAAGUCAUUCAAGUGUUAGAUGGAAUCACCAAACAAGAGGAAAUUUUACUCUUGGGCGUGGCUGAUGAGGUUAAAGGUCUGGUAAGGAGGCUAGAGGAGCUAAGGAACAUUCUCCAGGAUGCUGAACGCAGGAGCUAUAAUGAAAAGGAGAUACAAUGGUGGUUAACCAAGCUACGAGAUAUUAUAUAUGACAUAGAUGAUAUGAUUGAUCAAUGCAAAAUUGAGGGGGAGAGUCACAAGAGAUUGUUGGAGCAGCAAGCUCAAUCAUUUAGGUUGCGCAUUAGCACUAAGUGUUCUGUGUCACUAUUUUCUUUCUUCAAUCGUUCUUUCCACCACGAGCUUGCUGAAAGAAUCAAGAAGCUAAGUUCUAGGCUAGAUCAAGUAACUAAAGAGGCUUCAAAGUUCCAAUUAAUAUCAUCCAUCCAUGGAUAUGAAGUUAGCCUGACAAACAAAUGUAUUGUUAGAGCAAUGGAUCCUGAAAGUGUAGAAUUUAAGUUCAAGAAGAAUGCAGAAUCUAUGUUUAAGCUACUGACUAUGGAGGAGCGGAUGAAUCUCUUGGUGAUUACUGGUGUUGGAGGGAUAGGAAAGACCAGGCUAGCUCAAAAGAUCUAUUACGAUGAGAGAACAAAAGCUCACUUCCAAGUUAGAAUAUGGAUAUGUGUCACUCAGCAAACCACAUUUAUCGACAUGCUGAAGCAGAUAAUCACUGGUGCAGGGCAAACCUAUGGCGAAGCUCAAACAAGUGAACAACUAGAAAUCGAACUGAAGAGGGUCUUAGAGCAUAAGAAGUUUUUAUUGGUUCUGGAUGAUGUUUGGAGCAUACAAAUUUGUAAUGACUUACUGCAAAGAUCAUCGCAGAACAUAGUUUCUGGUAGUAGGGUUCUGAUUACUACAAGAAACGAAACUCUUGCAAGAGAACUUCCUGGAGCACAUCUUCAUAGAAUGAAACCUCUGUCAACCAAAGAAGGAUGGUCAAUGCUCCGCAAGGAGCUGUAUCAGGAAGAUCAUGUUCAGGAGCUGAAUAUCAUCGGUAUCAAGAUUGUGAGGAAAUGCAAAGGUUUUCCUCUAGCUAUCCGCGUAAUUGCAGGAGUCCUUAGAACCAGAGGGUGGAGCUCUGAAGAAUGGGAGAAGGUUUUCCUUGAUCCAGCAUGGUCAUCAUUUGAUCUUCCAAAUGAUGUUACAAGAGCUCUAUAUUUGGCCUACAAGGACCUACCAGCUAAUUUAAGACAAUGUCUUGUCUAUUGCUCCUUAUUUCCAGAGGAUCAUUUGUUUGAUCAACAAUCCAUCACCAAGUAUUGGAUAGCUGAGAGACUGGUAGAAGAAAAAGAAAGAUCAACAAUUGAAGACACAGCUGAAGGCUAUUAUAAAGAGUUGAUUUGGAGGAACCUCUUGGAACGAGAUUUUGGUCAGCAAGAUGCUCAUAAGAUGCAUGGGCUUCUUCGCUUUCUUGCUCAUUUUUUGGCAGGAGAGGAGAACUUGUUUGGAAAUCUUGAUCUAAUGGAUGCAACCUCAACAAAGCCUCGACGCCUAUCAAUUGUGGCUAAGGGGCUUAUGGCAAUCCCAACAGAACUAAAAGAGCAAAAUUCUUUGAGAACAUUGUUGCUUUUUAGGAAUCCUUUAUCAGGGAAAAUUCUUGAUGAUUUUCUUCAAGGACUAAACCACCUGCGUGUCUUAGAUAUUCAUGGCACCGAUGUUGAUAGCUUACCAGAUUGCAUUGGAGAUCUUAUACAUUUGAGGCACCUAAAUGUUUCUUCUACAAGAUUAAAACAGCUCCCUGACAGUAUAGAACGACUCAUAAAUUUACAGUUCUUGUCUGUACGAGGUUGUGAAUCAAUGACAGCGCUGCCUCAAUAUCUGGUGAAGUUGCAAAGCUUAAGGAGUUUGGAUCUUGUAGGUACUCAGGUCAAUUGGUUGCCUGUUGGUGUUGGUAAACUUGAAAAUCUUAGCUCACUUUUAGGAUUUCUUGUGGAUUCUGGCAGUGAAGGUAUUUUGAUGUCUACACUAGAUGAUCUGGGACCUCUGACAAUGCUCAAGUAUCUUCUGUUACAGAAAUUGGAGAGAGUAUGCAAUGGUGCAGAAUCAGCUAGAGCAAACUUGAGAAGAAAGAAGUAUCUCAAGAACUUAAGCAUGCAUUGGUCACUUAAUAUUGCAGAUGCUCAACUACUUGAAGUGGACAAAUUCGAGGAGGUGCUCGAGGCGCUAUGCCCUUCAUCAAGCCUGGAAGAGCUUGAAAUUAUGGGAUACCCUGGUCUUAAUCUUCCCAGUUGGAUUUCCACAGUGAAAAAACUUACUAAAUUGGUUCUUCACAGGUGUUCAUCAAUCCAACAACUUCCACAACUAGGCCACCUUCCACACUUGAGUUCUCUUUAUAUAUCAGCUGCCACCGCUGUCACUAAAAUUGGCACAGAAUUCUUUGGCUUGGAUGCAUGGCCUCCAUUCCCAAAGCUCAAUACUUUGGUCAUGGAGGAUAUGAUCAACUGGGAAGAUUGGCAAUGGCAGUUUGAAGAUGGUGAAGCUUUACCCUGUCUAAGAGAACUGCAGCUUGUCAACUGCUAUAAGUUACCAUCUCUUCCUGAUGGCCUGCAGCAUGCCACAGCCUUAACUGUUUUGGCGAUGGAUGGUGCUAAUCGACUUAUGAAGAUCGAGAACCUUUCUACCAUCAGAAAAUUGUCAGUGUCUAGCAGCUUCAAUCUUGUUGAGAUAUCCAAUCUUUCUUCACUUGAAAAUCUCAAAGUCAGCAACUGCCCAUCUUUGAAGAAGUUUGAACAUUUGGUUCUUCUGCAACAACUAAAUGUGAUAGAUGAAUCAAUGAAUAACCUCCCAGAGGGCUUAGGAGAAUAUGCAACCAAAGAUCUUCGAUGGCUGGAAUUGGAAUGCAAUGAAGGUAUGUUCAAGAGUUGUCAUCAUGGUGGCUCAGAGUGGCAUAAGUUACAGCACAUUCCGGAUGUACAUAUCCACAGCAAAGAUCGAUAUAUGUACUUCUCCUACGGCAAGUCGUUACAAUAUUGUGAAGAAGCAACUGGUUCGGAGUCCAAUUUGGCCAUUGUUCCUGUUGUUUCUAACACCCCUUUAACCAAUACGUCCCCUGUGACCAUUCCAAACACUGAUAUGGUUACAAAUCAAGAACACUUUUGUUUCUCCCCUCAAAACCUUCUACUCAUCCUUUUACCUCUUUGCAUUAUGCGUGACACGUUUGGUUCCCUCAGCUCUGUUGUUAGUGCAGCCUAUAAACUGUUUGAUAUGUUAGUCAAUGUUGCCAAUUACAUGGAUGCUUCCAUAGGUGCAGUUGUUGAACCUGGUGUAGACUUUCUAUUUUCUUCCUUUUCAUUCAGCUCCAUCGUUGUUCUCUCAUGGCUCAUUGCUUCAUAUGGUGAUGAUAAGAUACAAAGGCAGUCAAGAGAUAGGGAGAAAAAGGCAUCAAAAGAUGAUGCCAUGCCAUUAGCUAGCAUCGAGGUGAAGGCCAUGGCAGUGGCACCAUGCCACUGCCAUACUUGCAGGCACAGGCUGACAGCUCGCAGUUUGAAGGCAUUUGGUGCUGACUGUCAAGUUUCCCUCCUCCAUGCUGCAGGUCCGUGA